GAGGUGAAGGGUGCGUCCUCCUGCGUGCCCGAAGCCCCGGCGCGCGGGGCCGAAGGGAGGAGCGCGGCGACGGCGGCCGUGGGGCGGCAGCGGCGGUCAGGCCGGAGAUGGCGGCGCGGUGGAGCAGCGAGAAUGUGGUGGUGGAGUUUAGGGAUUCCCAGGCAACUGCAAUGUCUGUAGAUUGUCUUGGGCAGCAUGCAGUACUUUCUGGCCGCCGAUUCCUGUACAUUGUGAAUCUGGAUGCCCCAUCCGAAGGUCACCGCAAGAUCUCUCGUCAGAGCAAAUGGGACAUUGGGGCUGUGCAGUGGAAUCCACAUGACAACUACGCACACUACUUUGCGGCUUCGAGCAACCAGCGGGUCGAUCUUUACAAGUGGAAAGAUGGCAGUGGGGAAGUUGGUACAGCAUUGCAGGGGCAUACCAGGGUGAUCAGUGACUUGGAUUGGGCUGUGUUCGAGCCAGACUUGCUGGUUACCAGUUCUGUGGACACCUACAUCUACAUUUGGGAUAUCAAAGACACAAGGAAACCUACUGUUGCACUGUCUGCUGUAGCGGGCGCCUCACAGGUGAAAUGGAACAAGAAGAAUGCUCACUGUCUUGCCACCAGUCAUGAUGGGGAUGUUCGGAUAUGGGACAAGCGGAAACCUAGCACUGCAGUGGAAUAUCUUGCUGCCCACCUGUCUAAAAUUCAUGGGCUGGACUGGCACCCGGACAGUGAACACAUCUUAGCCACCUCAAGCCAGGACAACUCUGUCAAGUUCUGGGAUUACCGCCAGCCUCGGAAAUACCUCAAUAUCCUCCCUUGCCAGGUGCCUGUCUGGAAGGCCAGAUACACUCCUUUCAGCAAUGGGUUAGUGACUGUGAUGGUUCCCCAACUUCGGAGAGAAAAUAGCCUCCUUCUCUGGAACGUUUUUGACUUGAACACCCCAGUGCACACUUUUGUGGGGCACGAUGACGUGGUGCUGGAGUUUCAAUGGAGGAAACAGAAAGAAGGCUCCAAGGAUUACCAGCUGGUCACCUGGUCCCGGGAUCAAACCCUUCGGAUGUGGCGCGUGGAUUCGCAGCUGCAGAGGCUCUGUGCAAAUGAUAUCCUGGAUGGUGUUGAUGAGUUCAUUGAGAGUAUUUCUCUUCUCCCAGAGCCAGAGAAGACCCUCCACACCCAAGAUUCAGACCAUCAGCCUAGCUCAGGCCAUGGGGAGGAGGAAGCUUCAAAGGAAGACUCCCCAAACAACCUCCUGAUGGGGAAGAAAUCGGAGCAGUUGGGAUUACCCCAGACGCUACAACAAGAGUUCUCCCUGAUCAAUGUGCAAAUCCGGAAUGUUAAUGUUGAGAUGGAUGCUGUAAAUAGAAGUUGCACAGUAUCUGUUCACUGCAGUAGCCAUCGAGUCAAAAUGCUAGUGAAGUUCCCGGCACAGUACCCGAAUAAUGCUGCUCCUUCCUUCCAGUUUAUUAACCCUACAACUAUUACAUCCACCAUGAAAGCAAAACUCCUGAAGAUUCUGAAAGACACCUCCCUGCAGAAAGUGAAGCGGAACCAGAGUUGUUUGGAGCCCUGCUUGCGCCAGCUCGUCUCCUGCCUCGAAUCCUUCGUGAACCAAGAGGACAGCACAUCCAGCAAUCCCUACGCUCUCCCAAACGCCGUCACUCCAGCCUUGCCCACCUUUGCCCGGGGGACCAGCGCCUAUGGAUCCUACCAGGAUGCCAACAUCCCCUUUCCUCGGACCUCAGGAGCCAGGUUCUGUGGGGCAGGUUACCUGGUGUAUUUCACAAGACCCAUGACAAUGCAUCGAGCAGUUUCUCCGACAGAACCUACUCCUAGGUCUCUGUCAGCCUUGUCUGCCUAUCAUAGUGGUUUGAUCACACCAAUGAAAAUCCGCACAGAAGCCCCUGGUAACCUACGCUUGUACAGUGGGAGCCCCACUCGCAGUGAGAAGGAGCAAGUCUCUAUCAGCUCCUUCUACUAUAAGGAACGGAUGUCUCCUCGCUCUGCCCGGCGACGUUGGUCCAUACAAGCAAUUAACGACUUCCCGAAAUCACGGAGAUGGAAGAGCAAACGGGAGGGUACAGACUCUGGCAACCGCCCAAUCAAAGCAGCUGGAAAAGUCAUAAUCCAGGAUAUUGCCUGCUUACUUCCUGUCCACAAAUCACUAGGAGAACUCUACAUACUGAAUAUCCAUGACAUUCAGGAGACCUGCCAGAAGAAUGCUGCCUCUGCCUCGCUUGUGGGGCGCAAGGAUCUAGUGCAGGUUUGGUCUCUGGCUACGGUAGCUACCGACCUUUGCCUUGGUCCAAAGUCUGAUCCAGAUUUGGAGACACCAUGGGCCCGACAUCCAUUUGGGCGGCAACUGUUGGAGUCCCUGCUGGCCCAUUAUUGUCAACUCCGGGAUGUCCAGACACUGGCCAUGCUUUGCAGUGUGUUUGAAGCACAGUCCAGGCCACAGGGAAUACUGAACCCCUUUGGACCCUUUCCUAAUCGUCCCUCCAACCUCGUGUCCCACAGCCGAUAUCCUAGCUUUACUUCCUCUGGUUCUUGCUCAAGUAUGUCAGACCCGGGACUCAACACGGGUGGAUGGAAUAUAGUGGGUAGGGAAACAGAGCAUGCAUCUUCACCCUGGGGAGAGUCCUCACCCGAUGAAUUGCGCUAUGGGAGUUUGACCUACAGUGACCCUCGUGAGCGAGAACGAGACCAGCAUGACAAGAAUAAAAGGCUCUUGGAUCCUGCCAACACUCAGCAGUUUGAUGAUUUUAAGAAAUGUUAUGGAGAAAUCCUUUAUCGUUGGGGUCUGAGAGAGAAACGAGCUGAAGUUUUAAAGUUUGUGUCCUGCCCUCCUGAUCCUCAUAAGGGAAUUGAGUUUGGUGUGUACUGCAGUCACUGCCGGAGUGAGGUCCGUGGAACUCAGUGUGCCAUCUGCAAGGGCUUCACGUUCCAGUGCGCCAUCUGCCAUGUGGCGGUGAGAGGCUCCUCCAACUUCUGCCUGACCUGUGGUCAUGGCGGGCACACCAGCCACAUGAUGGAGUGGUUUCGCACCCAGGAGGUGUGUCCCACUGGGUGUGGGUGCCACUGCCUGCUGGAGAGUACGUUCUGAAAUCCCAGGCUGUAGACCCUGUGUGGAGAACCCCACAGAAGCCAUGGCUGGAAUCACUGCACCUCCUUGGAAGGGAGACUCCCAUUCACCUAACUCAUUUCUGACCUGGCCGCUUUUUCUUCGAUUCCUUCGCAGUUUGUCCACUGCUGGCAGUGGUCACCACUCGGAGGAAGUUGAGUCAGAGCAGUGCUUGGUGUGUUCUCGGCCUCAGGGGAGCCAGCACGUUGGACAUUGUCUUGGAGAAGAGUCCUUGCUUGCUUAAAGGACGUGGGCUUACUUUGGGGUUAGUGUCAUUUUUGAUGCCGAGCAGGACCAGAACAAAGAAGAGACCAAAGCCAGAUGCAAAGGACAAUCUUCUCAGCCAGCUGGCCAUAACUCUUCAUUGAAUUGAAAAGCAGUAGUUUUGGAAACUUGAUUGUACAUUUAAUGAGCUGAUGGGCAGUGGCCUUUAAAGCUAUGACUUUAAAUUAUGAAUAUAUGAUGUACUUAGGGAUUUUUAAGAUGGUUUUUAUUUUUGAGCUGCUAUUUCUUGGCCAGUAAGAUUCUGGUAAUUGUGUGAGACAAAGAAUUAAACAACAUUUUAAUGGAGCAUGUACGAUUUUCCUACUUGUUGUUAACUACAGUUGCUAUAAAAGAUCAAACUAAAUGCUUAGGCUGUGUGAGAGAAAAUGCCAGUUUGCUUCUGUGGAAUCUGACCUCAGAAAAUCAUUUCAUUUAGUAAAUGGAAGAUGGAAGAAUGUUACCAAGCCAAUAGAGAAAUAGCCUGGUCCUUCUGUGGCUGAAGAUGGAGAUGGUGUGAUUGCAACGGGAGCAGUUAUCUUCUCCAUCUUUCUGUUGGUGUCAUUUGUUGUGAACUUUGUUCAAGGUGACAUCCCAGGUGGAUGUGACAAAGGUGCUGGCCUGUUCUCCUAAAUGCUUUCUUCCCUCUUGUCCUUCCCCCGUAACUCUGCCUAAGUAGGCCUGGGAAGUAGGACCUUAUUUAGCAAAUAUUUCUGUGGAGAAAAUUCACUUCUUUGCAGUCAGUCAAGCAAAACCUGAAAGUUUACAGCUCCAAGUAGAUGUUGGCUUAAUUAAUAUGAAUACAGUUCCAUGGCUUGAAACAUUUAUAAAUGAUCUCAAGCCUCAGUGACCUUGCUUUGGACUAACUGUGCCUUAAAGAAACAAGUUCCAGUCUUUGUCACAGCUUGAAGACUGGCUUUUUAAAAACAGGAUUCCAAACAAAGCCAAGUUGCUAGUGUGCCUGCAUCCUCCCAGACGAUUGGCCUCCCCAGCGGGGAACAUAAAAAAGUUGGCAGAGCUGGGAGCACUGGGGAUGCCAGGAAGUCAGAAAGACCAGGAGUUCCUUUCAAAUGUGCUUUUCUCUUGUCUGUGGCAUUUUAUCAUCGGCAGUAAUAAAUGAGAGCCUCUUGUAGCUGAACCCAGAAUGUGGUGGCUCUGAAAUUUGCACAGAGGACAAAGGAUCCAUCACAUUUCCUAAUGGGAUCUCAAGUUGCACAGAGGAAAAAACACUUCCCUGCCUCCACGUUGCUUAGUCUGAUGUGAAAGUUUGUCUCUCUCUGUUCCUAUCAAGAAUCAGAUGUAUUUUUUGUGUUUACAAGUAUGUUGUUAUGUAAAAGUCCUUCCUUCUGAAGUUUUUAAAAAAAAAAACAAAAAUCCAAAUCAAGUGUUAUUAAAGUCUUAUGAGUCUGUUCUAAUCGUGUGUUAAGGAAUUUAAAGUUAAAAGAAAUAAUUCUCUCUUC
This is a messenger RNA of Dromiciops gliroides (monito del monte), 4825 nucleotides long. It is a transcript of the gene WDR59, whose product is annotated as WD repeat domain 59. The record is from RefSeq and is a predicted model, not a curated record. The transcript is spliced from 27 exons. The coding region runs from base 108 to 3086 and encodes 992 amino acids. NCBI's taxonomy places the organism in Eukaryota, Metazoa, Chordata, Mammalia, Microbiotheria, Microbiotheriidae. Gene Ontology annotation, molecular function: protein binding.